Antechinus flavipes (yellow-footed antechinus) is the source of this 2573-nucleotide messenger RNA. Its product is annotated as carcinoembryonic antigen-related cell adhesion molecule 5-like. The coding region runs from base 180 to 2132 and encodes 650 amino acids. Lineage: Eukaryota; Metazoa; Chordata; Mammalia; Dasyuromorphia; Dasyuridae. The record is from RefSeq and is a predicted model, not a curated record. The transcript is spliced from 11 exons.
AGGCUAAAUCCCUAUCCUGUGGGUCCGUGUGAUCGAGGCAGAUAGAAGAACUCCAGCCUGGACAGCAGCAGGGACACCUCCAGGGUCUGCCCUUGAACCUGUACAAGGAAGACACAGCUCAGGAAAGCAGAGAGAUUCCUGGGAAGGAGACAGUGGUGACACAGACACAGCCCAGCCCCAUGGAGAGCCUUUCAGAGCCUCAAUGCAGGGCAGGGAGCCCCUGGAGGGGGCUCCUGAUCACAGCCUUCAUCCUCAGCUGCUGGAUCCAGUCAACAUCUGCUCAGGUCACUGUUGUUCCAAACCCUCCCUAUGGGGAAGUGAACCACAAUGUCACCUUGGACAUCCAGGGCUUCUCAGGCCGGGCUCUCUUCUAUACUUGGUACAGAAAAGCAGUAGCAGAAACCAACAAGAUCGCUCGCUACACGGUUGAAACUGGAGUGCAAGAGCCUGCAGAUAUCCGGGAGAAGGUGCUCUCCAAUGGCUCCCUGCUCAUCCCCCACCUCACCCUCAAUGACUCUGAUGACUACCAUGUACUCAUUGUUGAUUCUCAAGGCAACAUAAUAGUUGCACAAGGACAUUUAACAGUGUAUGAGCCACUCUCCAAACCUCUCAUCAACAGCACCAACAUGGCCCCAGUGGAGAACAAGGACAAUGUCUCCCUGACGUGCCAGUCUGAAGUUCAAGAUGUCACAUACCAGUGGUUCAUAACCCGAAGCUCCCCAGCUGGUGACAGGACAGUGCUGUCCCCGGAUAACAAGACACUCGCCAUAAUGAAAGUCACAAGGGAAGACCAAGGACCCUAUAAGUGUGAAAUCCGGAACCCAGUUAGUUUCAGUGAGAGUGAAUUCACACUGAAUAUUACCUAUGGCCCGGAUACCCCCAUUAUUUUCUCCAGAAUCCCUCAUUACCCUGUAGGGGCAACUAUUGAGUUGAAUUGCUCUGCUGAGUCUAACCCACCUGCCCAAUUCAUUUGGCUUUUCGAUGGAAUUCAGAUGACAUCCUCAUCCAAACUCUCUAUUGCUAAUGUGUCUCUGAAUCACACUGGAACCUAUACCUGUAAGGCAUCUAACUCUGUCACUGGCUUGUCUAGCAGCAAAGACAUCAAUAUCACAGUCUCUGAAAGAACAACUAAACCUAACCUCACAGCCCACAGAACCAACGUCAUGGAGAAUGACACUUUGGCCUUCACAUGUGGCACAGAACAGAAGGGAGUGGACAUUCUGUGGUUCUUCGAUGAUAAGCCCCUGAUUCUCAAUGAGAGGAUGGAGCUGUCCAUGAAUAAUCAGAUCCUCACCAUCCUGUCUCUGAAGAGGGAGGAUGAUGGGUCCUAUGAAUGUGAAAUCCGGAAUCCAAUCAGUUCCAGCAGAAGUGACCCCAUUACUCUGACUGUGAACUAUGGACCAGACUACAUCAAGGUUGUACCAAACCCCAAGAAAGGAGAGAUUGAGGUCAAAUUCAAAGGCUCACUGACAUUAGAGUGCCGUGUUGAGUCUUACCCACCUGCCCAGUAUAUAUGGCAAGUCAAUGGCACCAUGAACUCUGACUUCUCUAAUACCUACGUCAUCAAAUAUGCAACUUGGGAAGAUUCAGGAAAGUAUACAUGUUUGGCAAAGAACAAUGUGACCAACUUGUCAGUCUCUAAGAGCAUCAGAAUUAAAGUCAUUGCAGAACAAUAUAUGGGAGGAAGUAAUGGUUCUUCGCUGUCUGGAGGGGCCAUCACGGGCAUUAUGAUUGGAGUCCUGACUGGAAUAAUUCUUAUUGGGAUCCUCAUCUAUUUCCAGUGCUUCAGAAAGACUACAAGGACCAACAAAUACCAGAUUUCAGAGAAGAAUCAUUCAGUACACAAACAUGGUGAGGAAAUCACCAUGAAUGAAAACACUGUUCACCUACCAGGCUCAGCUCUGCCUGCACAGGGCCCAGGCACUUCCCCUACUUUUCCUAAAGACCUACCUGAGAGUUCUAAUCAGGUGUGUGCUCAAGGAGAAGCCAGUCCUCCCUCAGAGACCAAGGGAGAGGUCAAAAUAGUGGCUAAGGAUGAAGUUCUUGAUGAUGGGACAGAGAACAGGAAUGAGGUCAAGGUGGAGACAUUGGACAUCACCAGAGUGGAUGUUUGUGACAAGAUUGACCCCUGAAAGAAACCUGAAGCCUAAGGAAGUGGGAAAAGUCCCCAGGGAUGUUGGGACAAUCUUCUGUCACCAUUCAUGAAGAAGGGUUCACAGACAUCUCUCAGGGAAGAAAACAAAGACAUUGAGGUCAAUCAGAAAAAUCAAGUGGAAAGGGAGAAAAAGGCUGGAUUUGAGAAAGGAGAAGGAUUCUAGGGAUCCAGGGGCCCUCAGAUGUCCCAGAAAAUAUUAAGAGGAAUGAAAGGAGCCAGAGCUAUGUGCCUGAGCAAUCAAAAAGCAAUGAAGCCUGUGGGAUGAGUUUGGGGAUAUGCUCUCUUGCUCACCAAGGGCUUCAAUAUUUUGAACAUCAUCAUAUUUUCCUGUCUUCUUUAUCCCUUUUAUUCACAUAAAUAUCCUUUUGGAACCUUUUGUGUUUUGAAAAUAAAAUGCUUUAAUUAAAAAAAGAAAGAA